Molecule: messenger RNA, 1029 nt
Organism: Cuscuta epithymum
Lineage: Eukaryota; Viridiplantae; Streptophyta; Magnoliopsida; Solanales; Convolvulaceae
Source: the annotation of a GenBank genome assembly
UUUUAACUUAAAACUAAUACUCCGUAAAUCAUUAAAUCACGUGUCUGCAGAAGUGAUUUCUUAACUACCGGAACCCAAAGUGAGGAGCCUCCACAUCACUGUGUCUGCAGAAGUGGAUAACGAAUUUCCCGCACUCGUCUCUCUCAAGCAAAUCCAUGGCGGCAGCUGCAGCAACUACUCAGCUAUGCCUCCCUCCUUCAUAUUCCCCGUCAACCCACAAAUUAAAAAAUUCCACCUUUUCCACUCUCCUUCGCAUUCACAAAUCUCACUCUCCAACUUGUACAAGAAGAGUUAUGGCCGCCGCCUCUGGGAAAUACACAGACUUACUGGGCGAUUUCGGAGGCAGAGACCCAUUUCCAGCUGAGAUUGAGAGCAAUUUCUGCGAGAAUGUCUUAGGAAACGCCGGCACCGAACACAAGAUACUCAUCCCAAACGCUUCUGCUCUCUCGCUUGCUCAACUAGACUGUGCUCCCAUUAAUCCCCAUCAACCUCCCAUGUCUGUGUUUGAAGCUCGCCAGAUGCUGCUCAAGGUUGUUGGGUGGAGGCUGAUAGAUGAAGAAGAGGGGCUCAGGCUGCAAUGUACAUGGAAAUUGAGAGACUCUGGCUGUAGUGUUGAACUCAUCAAUAGAAUACAAAAGGCAGUGGAAGGGACCGGUCAUUCCGCAUCUAACCUUCACUUAGAGCAGCCGGAGGAAGAGCCUAACCAAGUUAGAGCUCAUUUGUGGACUGCUUCCAUAGGAGGGUUGAGCCUGAAUGACUUCAUUCUAGCUGCCAAAAUAGAUAUGGUUAAAACAUCUGACCUUAUCCCCAGAAAGAGAGUUUGGGCGUAGUAUGGUAAGAGACAUAAUGAAAUAUAUAACAUAAUGUAAUUUACCGUAUUUGUUAAGUAAAUAUUUGAUUGAAUUACACUUUAUAAGCUACAGUACUACGUUAUUACAUUCCACAUAACUACACUUUAUAUUGUAAGUGUGGUUCCCAUGAAAUCAGCUCACUAUUAAUAAUCCAUAAAACAGUUAUUUUAUAAUCAGC